CUGAUAUUUUCUCUUCCUAGGUUUUAUUUUAUUUUUAUUUAACCAUUUUAUAAUAAUAAUUAUUUUUGCCUGUAGUACAAAAUACAAAUUACAGACCCCAUCAUACUAAAAGAAAAAUUUAAUUUUGUCAAAGUACAAAACAAGAGAGAGGUGAAGCCACACAAUCUCUUUUUCUUCUCUUUCUCUCUCUCUGUUAUAUCUCUUCUGUUUAAUUCUUUUAUUCUUCUUCCUCUAUCUUCUCCUAAUCUCUCUUUUUCUAUCUCUCAAUCUUCGCUAAAGAAUAAGAAGAAAUAAUUCAUAUCUUUAUGCAAACUUUUUCAUAGGGUUUUUGAGCUAUUUAUAUUGUCUGGUUUAUGACACAAACUUUGGCUCUUUCUCAUGAUUUGGAAACUCAGGGUAUGAAAAAAAUUGCUUUCUUUUAAAUUUGUUUAUUGAUUCUUUUCAACUUUCUUGGAGAUAGGUUCUUGUAGAUCUUGAUGAAACUCCUUGUUUGUAUCCCAAAAGGAGUUUCUUUUUUUCUUCUCUUCUUUUUGGGUUUUUGAUUCUUGAGACAUGGCAAGAGAUCAGUUCUAUGGUCAUAACUCAGCCGAUCAUCAUCAUCAAGAACAACAACAUCAAAUGAUUAAUCAGAUCCAAGGUUUUGAUGGAGCAAGCCACAAUCCAACCGUUCAUCAUCAUCAUCAUCAUCAUCAACAACAACAACAUCAUUAUAACCAUCAGAUCUUUGGCUCAAACUCCAACAUGGGGAUGAUGAUAGACUUUUCCAAGCAACAUGAGAUGAGGAUGACAAGUGGGAUGGAUCAUCAUCAUCAUACAAGUGGUGGUACUGAUCAGAAUCAGCUUCUAGAAGAUUCUUCAUCAUCCAUGAGACUAUGCAAUGUUAAUAAUAAUUUCUCAAGUGAAGUAAAUGAUGAGAGACCACCACAGAGACCAAGCCAAGGUCUUUCCCUUUCUCUCUCCUCCACAAAUCCUACAGGCAUCAGUCUCCAAUCCUUCGACCUCAGACCCCAACAACAGCAACGACAACAAGGGUAUAAUGGUAAAUCAACGCAGCAUCAGAAUCUCCAACACAGCCAGAUGAUGAUGAUGAUGAUGAAUAAUCACCAACACAACAACAACAACAACAACAACGACCAUCAUCAUCAUCAUUUUCAUAUUGGGAGUUCCAAGUAUUUGAGUCCAGCUCAAGAGCUGCUGAGUGAGUUUUGCAGCCUUGGAGUAAAGGAAAGUGAUGAUGAGGUGAUGUUGACGAAGCAUAAGAGGAAGCAGAAAGGGAAACAACAAGAAGAGUGGGACACAAGUAACAACAACAAUGAUCAACAUCAUGAUCAAUCUGCAACUACUUCUUCAAAGAAACAUGUUCCACCACUUCACUCUCUUGAGUUCAUGGAACUUCAGAAAAGAAAAGCCAAAUUGCUCUCCAUGCUUGAAGAGCUUAGAAGAAGAUAUGGACAUUACCGAGAGCAAAUGAGAGUUGCGGCAGCAGCGUUUGAGUCGGCGGUUGGGAUAGGAGCGGCGGAGAUGUACACGGCGUUAGCGUCGAGGGCAAUGUCUAGGCAUUUCCGGUGUUUAAAAGACGGACUUGUAGGACAAAUUCAAGCAACUAGUCAAGCUUUGGGAGAAAGAGAUGAUGAUAAUCGUGCGGCCUCGAUUGCUGCACGUGGCGAAACUCCACGACUGAGAUUGCUCGAUCAAGCUUUGCGGCAACAGAAAUCGUAUCGCCAAAUGAGUCUCGUGGAAGCUCAUCCUUGGCGACCACAACGCGGUUUGCCUGAACGCGCGGUCACGACGUUAAGAGCUUGGCUCUUUGAGCACUUUCUUCACCCUUAUCCAAGCGAUGUUGAUAAGCAUAUAUUGGCCCGACAAACUGGUUUAUCAAGAAGUCAGGUAUCAAAUUGGUUCAUCAAUGCAAGAGUUAGGCUAUGGAAACCAAUGAUUGAAGAAAUGUAUUGUGAAGAAACAAGAGGAGAACAAAUGGAGAUUACAAACCCGACGUUCAUCGACACUAAACCUGAUCCAAACCAGAUAAUUCGUAUCGAACCGGAAUCUUUAUCCUCCAUAGUUGCAAAAACCGGCCACAAAGACAACUCAAACCAGGGAACGGCGUCGUUUGGGUCAACGUUUGAUUUUUCAUCAUACGGUAACCAAGCUGUGACAUACGCUGGUGAAGGAGGAACACGUGACGUGUCGUUGACGCUUGGGUUACAGAACGGCGGUGUCAGUUUAGCAUUAUCUCCAGUGACGGCUCAAGGGGCCCCACUUUACUACGGUAGGGACCACAUGGAAGGAUCGGUUCAGUAUACAGCGUCGAUGUUGGAUGGUGAUCAAGCUCAGAAUUUGCCUUACAGGAAUUUGAUGGGAGCUCAAUUACUUCACGAUAUGGUUUGAAGAAAAUUAAAAUUAGAAAUUUGAUACUCUUUAAAACCGAUUCGGUUAUGUAACGGUUUAGUUAGAUUCAAAAAAAAAAAAAAAACUAAAAUUAGAUAUUUUUAAAUAUACCGUUGUCUGAUUGAAUUGGGGAUUGGUGGAGACGGAGAUAUUAUAUGAGUUAGUUGGUUCGUCAAUAUCACUUCCUUGGAUAUAUAUAUAUUUUUUUUCUUAUAGAAAGAAUUAUUAUAUUCGAAUUGAGGGA
This is a messenger RNA of Thlaspi arvense, 2632 nucleotides long. Lineage: Eukaryota; Viridiplantae; Streptophyta; Magnoliopsida; Brassicales; Brassicaceae. The record is from the annotation of a GenBank genome assembly.